This is a messenger RNA of Poecilia reticulata (guppy), 2065 nucleotides long. RefSeq names its product DEP domain-containing mTOR-interacting protein-like. Gene Ontology annotation, cellular component: plasma membrane. NCBI's taxonomy places the organism in Eukaryota, Metazoa, Chordata, Actinopteri, Cyprinodontiformes, Poeciliidae. Gene Ontology annotation, biological process: G protein-coupled receptor signaling pathway; regulation of signaling; positive regulation of GTPase activity. The record is from RefSeq and is a predicted model, not a curated record. Gene Ontology annotation, molecular function: protein binding; guanyl-nucleotide exchange factor activity; GTPase activator activity.
ACGAGCAUUUAAAGUACAGACUUGGUUAGGGAUACGUUGUUGGUGAGCGCAUGAAGAGAACUUCUUUAUAAAAACAAAUAAUUGUUCCAUUAGAGUUUUUGUAUGUGCGGAAGAAUUGUUAAAGUUCCUGGUUCUCCACAUGUAUCCAUAGAUACCCUUUUAUUUAUCAGUUUGACGAACGUCUGAAAAGAAAUGGGUCUUCGUACAGCAGACAGUGCUUCUAAGAAUGAAAAAGCCACUAAGAGUGGGAGCUGUCUUGGUCCAGCAAGACCCAGGCUAAGAAGCAGCAGCGAUGGAAACAUUUACACCAGAAGAACAGUUGGUGGCUGCAGUUCUUUCUCCUCCCUCACACUCUCCAACCCUAAAUCAGUCUUGAGGAGACCAGUGAGCACAGAGGAACUGCAAACACCAGGCGGCCCCUACAUUAAGAAAACAUUCACAAUUGUGGGUGAUGCAGUGGGAUGGGGGUUUGUGGUUAGAGGAAAGCAGCCAUGCUACAUUCAGGCUGUGGAGCCAUUUGGUCCAGCUGCUGUUGCUGGGAUGAAGGUACGACAGUUUGUGGUGUCUGUGAAUGGUCUCAAUGUUCUCGAUCUGGACUACCGGACAGUCAGCCACCUGAUCCUCACCGGACCCAGAACUGUAGUGAUGGAGGUGAUGGAGGAAAGAGACCACUGGGGAGAAGAAGAAAUGCAAUUUACUCAAGAAUCAAACUAGAGAAUAAUUACCACAUGUUGAGAGGCAGGAUAGGUUCUUUUUAGACUGCAGUUUUGAAUCAAAUAUGUAGUUCAGUAUUUUAUCAGACACAUGGGAUCUUGUGUUCUGGAAAUUGUAAAAUUCAGUCUUAGAUGAGCACAUCGGCCAAUUCAUCACUGACCAGCAACCUGCUCAAAAACAAGAUUUCUAGAGUUCCAGAAGAAAAAAAAGGGCCAAAAUUAUGGCAAAUGACUCUUAGACUGAAGUAAAUGGGUGUCAUGAUUUAGUCCAAGAGUUUAACUAUUGUCAUUUAUGGCAUUAAGAAUUGGUACAAUGUUUAAAUUCAAGCCUUAGAAAUGUUGGAAAGUGUUAUGCAGAAGAAUGAAAUGCAUUGCAUUUCACUGGCAGCUAAAAUGCUACUGGAAUAUCUGAAACAAAAAUAGCUCAUAUGUCUUUAAACGGGUUGAAAAUGUUAAAAUCAAUCAAUCAAGUUUAUUUGUAUAACACAUUUUAGCUACGAGGCAGAUUUACAUCAUGAAAACAUCAUAAACACUUCGGUUUUGAGUGACGUUUUCAGAUUAUCUGAGGUGUCUGACAGAAAAAGACAUCUCGUGUCUGGAAAAAAUGUGAACAAUAGAUGAAAAUAUAUAUGAAUGACUCAGCAAAAAUGUAUUGUUUUAAAACUAGAAUUGCUCCAAUUGAAAAUUGGUUAUUUAAAAGCUUGUAAAGCGCCUUAAAAUGUGUCCUAUAAAGUCACAUUGGGUUGUUGGGGAAAASCUAAACUCUUCAGAAAUAAUUCCACCCAUCUUGUGUUUCCCUCUUCAACAUACCAGCAUAUGUGUGCCUUAUAAGCCCAUUUCACCUCCUUGCAACUGUUAGACAAACCAUCUGAGCCAACACACAGCACAGCGUUUAUGGUUGCAGUUAUCAUUUGAGUAUCUUCGAGUUUAAGUCAGGAUCUAUCUGUUGUGUCAUUUGACCUAAAUAGUUUUUAAACCUGUAUCAAUUUGGUUCAUCAUAAUUUCAACCUGUUAAAUGCUACCUCAGUGUCCAUGGGAGAAUAUAUUGAAAAUAUAUUCUGGAAUUAAUCGUGCUGUUCUCAUUUCUUUUCCGUGGUUACUUGGACUUUAAACUCUGCCACUUUACUGCCUGUCUGUUCACAAACCCAGUAUCAACAGAAGGAACAUUUCCACUGACUGACCUGCUCACACAAAAACAUGUCUGGCCUCAAAAAAACGCCCCUCUAAGACCCUCUGAUUGUGUUUGUCUUUCCAUCCACGCCAUUCUGAUUCCCAGAAAGGAAAUAGGAGGUGUGUAGUAGAAGUGUGAGGCAGAUAAACAACUUAACAAAAAUAAAGAUUGUGACUCACGA